Molecule: messenger RNA, 4234 nt
Organism: Actinia tenebrosa (Australian red waratah sea anemone)
Lineage: Eukaryota; Metazoa; Cnidaria; Anthozoa; Actiniaria; Actiniidae
Product: structural maintenance of chromosomes protein 2
Biological process (GO): chromosome organization
Cellular component (GO): chromosome
Molecular function (GO): ATP binding; ATP hydrolysis activity; protein binding
Source: RefSeq, a predicted model, not a curated record
ACAAGAAAUCGUUUCUUCGUCCAAAGACCAAAAGAUAUCCAAGCUGGACUCGUUUUAUCCCCAAAAAUGUAUAUUAAACAAAUAAUUAUCGACGGUUUUAAGUCCUAUGCACAGAGAACGACUAUUUCAGGGUUUGAUCCAUUGUUCAACGCCAUUACAGGACUAAACGGCAGUGGAAAAUCAAAUAUUUUAGAUUCGAUUUGCUUUCUUCUGGGAAUCUCAAACCUUUCUCAGGUCAGAGCAGGCAGUCUACAAGAGCUUGUUUACAAGGGAGGACAGGCUGGAGUAACAAAAGCAACUGUUACCAUCGCCUUUGAUAAUACUGACAAGAAACAGAGUCCACUGGGAUAUGAAACAUUUGAUGAAAUAACAGUAUCCAGACAGGUCGUCAUUGGAGGUAGAAAUAAAUACCUUAUCAAUGGGUGUAAUGCUAAUAACACUCGUGUACAGGAUUUGUUCCGUUCAGUUCAGCUUAACAUCAACAACCCACAUUUUCUUAUCAUGCAGGGUCGUAUAACAAAAGUACUGAAUAUGAAGCCACCCGAGAUUCUGUCAAUGAUAGAAGAAGCUGCUGGUACUCGUAUGUAUGAGAGCAAGAAGCAGUCAGCCAUGAGAACCAUUGAGAAGAAAGACAGUAAACUACAAGAGAUCGAAACAAUAUUGAAUGAAGAAAUUACCCCUACUCUCAAGAAGCUCAAAGAGGAAAGAGCCUCAUACCUUGAAUAUCAGAAGGUUAUGCGAGAAUUGGAGCAUUUUACAAGACUCUACGUUGCACAUCAAUUUGUCAUGGCUGAGAAAAUGCAAGCCACUUCAGCAACAGAGCUAGAAAGCAUGAAAGAUGGAAUAAGGAAACUGCAGGAAAAGAUGGUUGAGGAAUCAGGAGAAAUCAUGAAGCAGCUGGAAGUUAAAUUUGAGGAGGUUUCAAAGGCUGAUGUCAAAGCCAAUUCAGACUGGAAACAUGCAAAAGAGUCCUUGACUGCAGAGARGAGAAAGAAGAAAAACAUGGAGAAAAGCCACAAUGAUGACCAGCAACAACUGAAAUCCAAAGGAAAAGAACUGCAAAAGUUAACAGACUCCCUAGCCAAGCUUGAAGACAAGAGCAAGAAAGACUCAGAUGCAGUGCAGGCUGCACAGGAUCAUUUCCAUGCUGUAUCUGCUGGUCUGUCCAGUAAUGAUGACGGAGAAGAAAAAACCCUGGCUGAUCAGAUAAUGACCAGUAAGAAAGACAUCAGUGCUGCAGAAACAGAGUCAAAACAGGCACAAAUGAAAAUAAAGCACUGUCAAGCAGAACUCAAGAAAAAGAAAUCGGAAUUAAAAGCCACAGAACAAGAAUAUGAGAAAGACAAGAAGGCCUUUGACACCAUUGAAAAGAGUAAAUCAAAGCUAGAGACUGAACUCAAUAAACUUAAUUAUGAAGAUGGAAAAGAAGAAAAGUUGGUAGCUCAAAAACGAAAACUGGAAUCUGAAGUUUCAAACCUGAGGACUAAAGUGGAAACUCUUGAAGCAAAAUUUCCUAACCUGCAGUUUGAGUACAAAGAUCCAGAACCAAAAUUUGACAGAAAGAAGGUCAAGGGUCUAGUAGCACAGUUAAUCAAAGUUAAAGAUGUAAAGAAUGCAACAAGCCUAGAAGUAGCAGCAGGUGGAAGGCUGUACAAUGUUGUAGUAGACUCAGAAACAACAGGAAAAAAACUGCUUCAGAAUGGACAGUUGAAGAGACGAUACACUAUCAUACCAUUGAACAAGAUCUCUCACAAGACACUGCCUAAUGAGGUGGUUAGCAAGGCUCAGGAUUUGGUUGGUAAAGACAGUGUCAACUCGGCUCUUUCUUUGGUGGGUUAUGAGAGUGAAGUCAAGGCAGCCAUUGCUUAUGUCUUUGGUUCUACAUUAGUGUGCGACACCAUAGAUCAUGCUAAAAAGGUAACAUUUGACCCUAAAGUAAAGACAAGAACCGUCACUCUUGAUGGGGAUGUAUUUGAUCCUGCAGGAACCUUGACUGGAGGUAUGUUCAAUCUGUACAAUGUUGUAGUAGACUCAGAAACAACAGGAAAAAAACUGCUUCAGAAUGGACAGUUGAAGAGACGAUACACUAUCAUACCAUUGAACAAGAUCUCUCACAAGACACUGCCUAAUGAGGUGGUUAGCAGGGCUCAGGAUUUGGUUGGUAAAGACAGUGUCAACUCGGCUCUUUCUUUGGUGGGUUAUGAGAGUGAAGUCAAGGCAGCCAUUGCUUAUGUCUUUGGUUCUACAUUAGUGUGCGACACCAUAGAUCAUGCUAAAAAGGUAACAUUUGACCCUAAAGUAAAGACAAGAACCGUCACUCUUGAUGGGGAUGUAUUUGAUCCUGCAGGAACCUUGACUGGAGGUGCCAGAUCUUCCUCUGUUUCCAUCCUUGCCAAGCUUGAAGAGCUCAAAGAAGCACAAGACRAGCUGAAGGAGAAAUCCAAUGAACUAGAGAAAGUAGUCAAGGAACUAAACAACUGUAAAAGUGUGGCUGACAAGUACCAACAGCUGAAGCAACAGUAUGACUUAAAGGUUCAUGAAGCAGAACUAGCACAGACAAGAAUGAARCAAAGCACCCACCACCAUCAACUAGAGGAGAUCAAAGCCUUGGAGAACUCUAUUGAGGAACAGCAACAAAUCAUAUCCAAAGGUAAAGAAACUAUUGCUGCAGCUACAGCAAAGUGCAAAGACAUUGAAGAGAAGAUGAAGGAAGCAAAGACAUACAGAGAAAAAGAACUCAAGAAAGCAGAGGAAGACUUGAACAAGGCCAAGAAGAAAGCAGAGCAGUCAAUCAAAGAAACUAAGACCAAACAACAGGAAGUUGACGGACUAAAACUCGAAAUGGAUGAAAUGSUCAAAGAAUCUUCAAAUGCAGAGGAACAGAUGAAGAAAAUCGAUGAAGGCAUAAUGAAGAUUGAAGAACAAGUAGCAAGUCUUGAGGAGAAUGUCAAACAGACCAAGAAAGCUGUCCAAGAUGCUGAAGAAGAGCUGAAUAAACAAAAAGAGACACUCAAGACUUACAACAAGGCUAUAAGUGAGAAAGUGUCAGCCCAGAGAGACCUCCAGGCAGGGAGUUCUAAAGCACAACUAGAACUSAAAGAGUUGGACCACAAGCUCGUGAAAUUUCAGAAAGAAAGCAAAGAAGCUGCACACAAGGUKGAGAGCAUGUUAGCCAAGUAUGAAUGGAUCUCCAGCGAACGUCAGUUCUUUGGACAACCCAACACKUUCUAUGACUUUGCUGCCAAUGACAUGAAGGAUGUUGGCAAACACUUGGCCAAGCUACAAGAAACUAAGGACAAGCUGGGCAAGAACGUGAAUAUGAGAGCUAUGAACAUGCUGGAAAAAGCAGAAGAAAAGUAUAAUGACUUGAUGAAGAAGAAAAGAAUCGUGUUGAACGACAAAGACAAGAUCGCAGCGGUCAUUCAAGAACUCGACGAGAAAAAGAACGAGGCUUUGCGAAAUGCCUGGGUUAAAGUCAACAAGGAUUUUGGUUCGAUAUUYUCCACCCUACUCCCCGGUGCUACGGCUAAACUCGCUCCACCCGAGGGUCAGACUGAACUGGACGGUCUAGAGGUCAAGGUCGGGUUUGGGACAGUAUGGAAAGAAAGCUUGAAUGAACUCAGUGGAGGACAAAGAUCACUGGUCGCUCUUUCUCUCAUUCUCUCCCUUCUACUUUUCAAACCCGCACCACUGUACAUCCUAGAUGAGGUAGACGCAGCCCUCGAUCUCUCACACACCCAGAACAUCGGUCAAAUGGUGAAAUCCCACUUCAAACAUUCACAGUUCAUCGUAGUCUCACUCAAAGACGGUAUGUUCAACAAUGCCAACGUUCUCUUCAAGACCAAGUUCGUCGAUGGCGUCUCCACAGUGACUCGCUACGCGCAGAAUCCAUCAAGCCGUGGAGGUGACCAUACAACGGGCAAAACCACAGCCAAGAAGGGUCAAGAAAGAUCUAAGAGAGUUAGGAUAGAUACGACGACACAACCGCUGACCACCACUCAAUCUUUAACGUCUUCCUAGAUCUACUUCUUAGCGACCCUAUACAAAGAUCUAUAAUUUCUUAAAAUAUAGCAGGGUUUGUGUUGGUUAAGUUCUUGGGUUGCAAAACAGUAGGAAAUGAGACGUGGCAGCCAUGUUGGAAGAUACCUCCGAUCCAAUAUGUCGACUAUGAUGUCAUAUCAGGAGUGUGCGAUCGAGUUCUUUGGGCUCGUGAUCAACAAUGUCUCAGUUAUUU